AGGAUCGAUCAUGGACCACAUGCCCAGUGCAGUCAUAUGAGUGAGAGAUUAUCAUUCCCGAAUAGCCCGUCUGUCCACAGUCUUUGACAGGUGUUUAAGUUUUAAGGAACCAAAAUCACACCGGCCUAACUCUGUUCAAUAGGAGAGGUGCCUCUUGAACAUAAAAUGCUUUGUUUUCUACAUCUAGAAUCGCUCGAUUUUAAGAGCAUAGGCCUAUUGCUCUCCCUCGUCGUUUUCCUGGUUAUUGCCGACUAUUUCAAGACUCGAAAACCUCCAAACUAUCCACCUGGGCCAUUUGCGCUACCCUUCGUUGGAAACAUGUUUAGCUUCGACGCCAAGCAACCGCAUCUUUACCUCAUGAAGUUGGCUGAGAUACAUGGAGACCUUUUUUCUGUGAGUCUGGGUGGACAGCAACCAGUGGUAGCCAAUGGCUACAAGAUGGUGAAAGAGGCUCUCGUGGUCCAGGGUGACGUCUUUGUCGAUCGCCCUUCAGGCCCAACGUCUGAAAGGCUCUACCCACACAAUGCGGGGCUUGUCUUGAGCAGUGGACCAACGUGGAAGAGGCAUCGUCGGUUCACCAUGACCACCCUGAGAAACUUUGGCCUGGGGAAGACACUGAUGGAGAAUGCCAUCUGUGAGGAGAUCAGGUACCUGCAGGAGGAAAUGGAGACACAGACAGGUGACCCCUUUGACCCAAAGGUGCUUUUCAAAAAUGCAGCGUCAAAUAUCAUUUGUCAGUUGGUAUUUGCACGUCGGUCUGACUAUUCUGACGAUACAUCCCCGAAGGUUGUUCAGAAGUUGGUUGAAGCUCUGUACCUACAGAGAACAGUAUGGGGACUGCUGUACGAGUUAUUCCCUGGCAUCAUGAAACACAUGCCGGGGCCACACAACACCAUUUUCAGCAACUAUCUGGAUGUCGAGGAUUUCAUAAGGAAGGAGGUGGAGAGACAUAAGGAGGAUUUUGACCCCAACAACCCCAGAGACUAUAUUGAUGCCUACAUCACAGAGAUGCAGAGUGGUUCCAGUGACACUGAGGGUUUCACAGAGUCCAAUCUGGUUCUGAACUCACUGGAUCUGUUCCUUGCUGGCACGGAAACUACCGCCACCGCCCUGCUCUGGUCUCUGGUUCUCCUUAUCAAACAUCCAGAAGUGCAGAAAAAGGUGCAAUCUGAAAUCGACACUGUGAUUGGUCAGUCACGACCACCUAGCAUGGUGGACAAGGCCAACAUGCCCUACACUGAAGCUGUUAUCCACGAGAUCAUGAGAAUCGCGGACAUUGUACCAAUCAACGUGCCUCGGGUGGCGGGGAGGGACACGACACUUGGAGGAUACUUCAUACCCAAGGGCACACCACUUUGGACCAAUCUGUCGUCUGUGAUGUUUGAUAAGACGGAGUGGGAAACGCCAGAGGAAUUCAACCCUGGUCACUUCCUGGACUCUGAGGGAAAAUUCAGAAGACGUGAUGCCUUCCUGCCCUUCUCCGCAGGCAAGAGGGUCUGUCUGGGGGAGCAGCUGGCCAGGAUGGAGCUCUUCUUGUUCUUCGUGGGCCUUCUUCAGAAGUUCAGCUUCUCCACAGAGGAGGGAGUGGAGCUGAGUCUGGAGGGGGAAGUGGGAGCAGAGCGCACCCCUCUCCCGUUUAAAGUCUUCAUACACACACGCUAAGGGUGCAAGUCUCGGAAGGAAAGAAAACCAGAAAACAAGCUUGAAGUGUCUUUAAUAUAUACUGACAAAGGAGAAAUAGCAAGGGUUUUUCUCCAGUCGGUUCUCCUUUUCUUCUGCAUUGACUGAUAGACCGAAUCUAAAGCACUUACCUCCAAGCAUUUACACUACUAACACUACUACCUUGACUUGGAGUGGAAUGCUUUGCAUUCAGUGUAUCUGAUUUAAAAUAUAUUUUGAUGAACACAUUAAACCCCUCUUUUAACCUACAUGUACAUUUUAAGAGAAUUCUGCAUUUUAUGACUUUUAUGACCGUCCCUGUAUUCCCAUUUGCUCCUCAUGUGUACUAUAUUUUCUACCCUGGAAUAUAAUGUGGAACAAUAUUACAGCCAUACUUUUAUUUGUAGUGUACUGUACAUUGUUGCUGUAAAAGAUUUAUGUGUCGGUUUCACUAACAUUUCUAUCUUUCAGCUAGGCUGGGUGACAUAAGACUUGCAUUUCCUAAGACUUGCAUUUCAGAAUAAUUCUGUGCUGUUACUUGUGAAGCUGUAAAGGUCUGGGGAGAGUGUUAUCCUAAACUGCGUUGUUGGCUCGGGAGUGCUGAACUUGGACACUUGAAUGAUGUUGAACUUUGCCCCCCCUACAUUCCAGCCACCUUUGCAUGACUCGGUAGAAUACAGGGUUUACACCACUGGUUCCCAAAGUACAGCCCAGGGGCCAAUGGCCAAAUGGACCAAUCAACACUUUGAGAGCCCCUGGCUUACAGAGUUGCGGUGGAAACAUUUGCAGUACUUAAGCACUGAUAACGUCUGUUUAUUGUCUCCACUCGAUUGUAGGUGUAUUAUUAAUUAUAAUUACUACACUGUCAUGUGAUUAGGCCAUAUCUUGCGUUGUGCAAUGUCAUUGUAUCUUCGUUGUAUCAUAUCUUCGUAUCUUGUAUCGCUGUGCAAUGUCAUUGUAUCCUCACUGUAUCAUAUCUUCAUUUUGUCAUAGUAUCAUUGUCAUUGUAUCAGGAUUGUAUCUUUAUUAACUGUUAACACACAUUAAUAAAGUUACAGUUAUAACCACCCUUAUCAACCUUUUAAAAGUGAUCAAUUCAACUUCUCCAUUUUAUAUACAGUAUAUUUUGCUACUCUCUCACAGGGAAAAUGCCAUUCCCUAUCAUUUGUUUUGAUGCCACCUCCAGCAUAAUUCUAGCCUGGCUGUCGCAACUGUGAAGCUAACAGCAUAAUCCCAAAAUCUCAAAAGCAAAGUUAAGGUGGAAUUAAUACAUGUCGACCUUAUUGGAGUCAAGUUUGUUUAAACCUUUCACUAAUACGUAUCAAUGUCUACAAAAUCCACUUGUAUUUAAGUCCAACCCAUUUCAUGUGUUUUUCUUGUCAUGACACAAUAGGUUUGAGAGGUCAGAGACGGGG
This is a messenger RNA of Engraulis encrasicolus (European anchovy), 3074 nucleotides long. RefSeq names its product cytochrome P450 2J4-like. Gene Ontology annotation, biological process: xenobiotic metabolic process. Gene Ontology annotation, molecular function: iron ion binding; heme binding; oxidoreductase activity, acting on paired donors, with incorporation or reduction of molecular oxygen, reduced flavin or flavoprotein as one donor, and incorporation of one atom of oxygen. The record is from RefSeq and is a predicted model, not a curated record. The coding region runs from base 166 to 1662 and encodes 498 amino acids. Gene Ontology annotation, cellular component: intracellular membrane-bounded organelle; cytoplasm. NCBI's taxonomy places the organism in Eukaryota, Metazoa, Chordata, Actinopteri, Clupeiformes, Engraulidae. The transcript has 9 exons.